GCAAUGUCAGUAUUAAAGGAAAAAUCAGACAUGGCGCGCGUAGGAAAUAUUUCUCUAGUGUUAAGUUUUCUUCUUUCCUCAUCAUUAAUACUGUGCUAUUUCACAAAUCCCACAAGUGCAAAUAUCGAGCUAGAUGAAGACAAUUGGCGGCAGAUCCUUGAAGGGGAAUGGCUGGUAGAAUUCUACGCACCAUGGUGCCCAGCGUGCAACGCUUUAGCGCCCGCGUGGAAGGACCUAGCGAACCGCGCGAAGACCAAGAAGCUGGACAUGCGGGCCGCGGCCGUGGACGUGACCAAAUCGCCCGGCUUGAGCGGUAGAUUCGUGGUCACAGCGCUGCCCACUAUCUUCCAUGUAAAAGAUGGCGAGUUUCGUCAGUACAAGGGGCCGCGCGACGCGGACUCUAUGCUCGAGUACGUGCAGGAGGCUCGCUGGCGCAAGGCCGACGCGCUGCCCGCGUGGAAGGCGCCGCAUUCAUUGCAGAUGGGCGUCGUUGCGCACUUCUUUAAGCUCAGCCAGGCGUUACGGAGUGUGCACAACAUGCUGAUGGAGACAUACGGUCUACCAACGUGGGGAUCGUAUUUGAUCUUCGCUAUUGCAACCAUAUUUAUUGGAGCCCUGUUGGGUUUGAUGCUCGUGUGCAUAAUAGACCUAUUGUACCCGCCUCGUCGCUCCGACAAGGUGCACGUGUCCCGCGCUGAGGCCGAGAAACGCAAGCGCAGCGAUAACAAGUCGGACGAUGAGCUGAUAAACGACGACAUUGUGGAUGACGCUGAUAACGCCAAUGACAGCGAUGCUGAGAAGAAUUCACCCAGCGAUACAUCCGACGACGACAAAGCUAAAGACAAGGGCGAAGGCGAGGGGGCGAAGGCCGACAAACCGGAGACACGCAAGCGGAGGCCUAGGAAAGCUGACUAAAAAAUAAAUAAAUUAUAAUAUAUACGUAUGACCUAAUUCUGUAAAUUAUAGGUCCCAAACUGAGCACUAAUGUAAAAUUUUCUCGUUAUAAUAAAUACUAAAUCGAAAUAAAAAUGGCUUUUUAUAUUACUUUAAAUGGUUUGCAUCUUUCAAAUAUAACAUCUGUUUUAAAUAACAUCUACAUACUUGUUUAAUUAAAGAUGAUUCGUUGAAUUUGAGACUAAGUCCGUAUUCAGAAAGAAAGCUGGAAACUUAUAAACGCUUGUCGGCGCUGGUAACACGCGCCGAUAAACGCUGACCGGCGCCGACAAGUUCCGACAAGCUUCAACAAGCGCUGGUCGGCGCUGGGCCCUGCCAUAUAGAAUUUGUCUUGGUCUGCUUCAACCUGCUUCCUUUGCGCAGAACGAACCAUCGCUGACAAGCGCGCGGUAAGCGCUUAUAAGUUUCCAGCUUUCUUUCUGAAUACGGCCUAAAAUAUGUUUGUAAUGUCGUAUGAUUUGUUCUUUGAAUGGUGGUUUUUCGUGUUAAAUAAGUUAGAUUUGUACCAUUAUUUAUGUUUUGAGUUCUUUUAACUAUGAUAAUAUGAGCUCAAUCCCGCAUUUAUAAACAUUUUUAUUAAGUAUUCAUGUAAAUGUAAUCAGAAAUAUUAAGUUUUCAUUAAAUUUUAAAGUAUUGAAUCUUUGAGUGUUGUGUGCAUUUGAU
Messenger RNA from Colias croceus (clouded yellow), 1617 nucleotides. Its product is annotated as thioredoxin-related transmembrane protein 1-like. Lineage: Eukaryota; Metazoa; Arthropoda; Insecta; Lepidoptera; Pieridae. The transcript is spliced from 7 exons. The record is from RefSeq and is a predicted model, not a curated record. Bases 4 to 915 code for a protein of 303 amino acids.